Dicentrarchus labrax (European seabass) is the source of this 2991-nucleotide messenger RNA. It is a transcript of the gene tpk1, whose product is annotated as thiamin pyrophosphokinase 1. The transcript is spliced from 9 exons. Gene Ontology annotation, molecular function: thiamine binding; ATP binding; thiamine diphosphokinase activity. The record is from RefSeq and is a predicted model, not a curated record. Bases 1134 to 1895 code for a protein of 253 amino acids. Gene Ontology annotation, biological process: thiamine metabolic process; thiamine diphosphate biosynthetic process. NCBI's taxonomy places the organism in Eukaryota, Metazoa, Chordata, Actinopteri, Moronidae.
UUUACCAAGCAUACCAAUGACAGCUUUAACGUGCGAGGUCGGGUUAUUAGCAGUGAAACAUAGUGUCGGCGUGUGUGGUUGUUUUGGUCAGAAUAGCGCGGGUUUAUGUGUAAACUACGGGAAGCAGCCUGGGUCGUUUGCUCCACCGGUUUGCCCCGUAUUAACGUUAGCUGAGUUGAAGGUGGUUCAAAGUGUGGGGGAAACUGAAUGAACGGCCGCUGGUGAGGAUGCCAAAGUCCGGUUCAGAGAGGGCAAUGUUUCCUAAUAUGCUGAGCGGUGCUGUGUUGCUGUUGAAGGAGCUCAAGGUUCAGUUGUUUACCGAUGUUAUUGUUUUAGCAUCACGAGUUGCUGCUUUCAGCCCACACAUGCGUUCACACACACACACACACACACACACACACACACUUCUCAAAGUGUGGUCGAUUAUUCCUGGAUUAAAAACACCAGCAGUGGUUGAUGUGGGCUGCUGCAGUAAAACUACAGUCUGUUUUUUAACUUUACUUAAGAGAGUGCACAAGCUGUUAAAAAUGAAUAGUAAUGGAGUGGGUAUGUGUUAAACUACUUUAUAGAUCUUAGUGAUUGACUUUUUAUAAUGUAAUGGGGAUAAGUAUGACAAAUAAAUAAAUAAAUGAUUACCAACUCACAUCUAUUUGAAUUAAUGGGACUGGAUUAAUGGUGUUUGGUUGUGGGGACAUGAAUGAUUUUUACUUCAUAUUAAAUGUUGACUUAAUACUUACUAUUUUGUUAUCAUGGUUGUGGAAAGUUGCCUCAAUUUUCAUAUCAAAUGGAUUACAUAAUUCCAAUUCAUGACAGCUAAAGUUCAAUUAAUUAGUCAAAUGAUCUUAGCCCAGUGUAGUAGUGCAAGUACAUACGUUAAUAGUUGACAUAAGCCUUUAACUUGGAGAAAGAAAAGACUUGGCUGGACCAUGUGGAUGUGGUAGGAGGGAGGGGAAGUAUAAGCAGGUUGUUAAAAGUUCAGCCGAAGUUAGAAGAGUUUUUAUUGUGACCAUUAUCUGUCGGCACUUUCUUUUCUCUCUCAGUCUUGGUUUGCUCUGUUCGACCAUCUGGAUUGUGAAGCGUAAAGUUCCAGGUGAGUCGGCUGAUUGAAGACUGGGCUCCUGUGGAUUCUGGCCAUGGAUGAAGAGUUGACGCCUUUGGACUGCCUGUUGCCCUCAGGCAAACAGAGGAUCUGUCUGAUCAUUCUGAACCAGCCUCUGGAUAAGGACUACCUACACAUCCUCUGGAGUAAAGCUCUCUUGAAGGCAUGUGCUGAUGGAGCUGCCAAUCACCUUUAUAACAUCACAGCUGAAGAUAGAGACAGCUUUCUCCCCGACUAUAUCAGUGGGGAUUUUGAUUCCAUUACCGCCGAGGUCAAAGCUUUCUUUUCAGACAAGGGUUGCAAGCUGAUAGAAACAGCCGACCAGGAUCUAACAGACUUCACCAAGUGUCUUGCCAUCAUGGUUGAGGAAAUUCAGAGACAAUCGUUACAGGUGGAUGCCAUAGUGACACUGGGCGGCCUGGCUGGCAGAUUUGACCAGACCAUGGCCUCUGUUGAGACCCUCCACCACGCUCUGUCCAUGACCCAACUCCCCCUGUUGAUCAUACAGGGGACAAGCCUGGCAUACCUACUCAGACCCCAGGGCAGCCACAGACUGGGGGUGAACACAGGCCUGGAAGGGGACUGGUGCAGCCUCAUUCCAGUAGGUGGACCCUGCCAAACAAUCACCACUGGGCUCAAAUGGAACCUGAAUAACCAGGUGCUGCAGUUUGGGAAGCUAGUGAGCACCUCCAACACCUAUGAACCUGUUGCCCCUGGAAACCCCAGGAAGUCUGUAACCGUGACAACAGACCAGCCUCUCCUCUGGAGCAUGGGUAUCCGUAAGGAUGGGAAAUGACACAGAAGAAAGUCAUCUUCUCGAUCAGUAUUUGACUAAUCAGAACAUGUGACUUCUUUUCUACAGCUGAGCUAUGGCAAAUUUACUUGUUUUAUAUGUUUCGUACGUAAAAAAAAUUAAAAACUGAACUUUAGGUUUAGUACCAUAGUGGCCAUCCUUGCUAAGGAUAUGUUUUUUUUUUUUACACUUUACACAUUUAGGUUUUAUGCAACAAUACUCACUGUACAUGAUUACAGUCAAAAUGAAUAUAUGCAUCUUAUAUCCAAGCCUUAUUCUAUAGAAACAUCUAGUUCCCUUAAUUAAAACACGUUUUAAUAGUUUUAGGAAAGGAUUUAGAAGCAGAAUUAGAGACAUUACCAUAUCAACAGUAUAUCUUCUUUUAAAUGUGUGCCGGUAUCUGCUUUGUAUCACAGCCUACAGAAUGUGCCUUUGACAACAGUGCUUCUGUUUCACUGUCCUCUUGUAGCUACCAUAUUAAGAAUAUCUCUACUAUGGAAAAGUACUUUCCAAGUAUUUGUGCCUUUUGAUGAGUUUAAUACUGUACUUGACUGAAAGUGAGAAAAGGUAAAAACCAAACUGUUUACAUGCUGUAGUGACAGCAAGGAUUUAUGGGUAGACAGGAUAAAAAUCAGUCAGUGUUUGUUUCCAUUUGUUUUAUUUACACAGUGAAAUAUAAAUGCACAGAAUGUAAAAAUGCCAUCCCUCCAGUUCCCAAUCACAUCACCAGCCCAAUAACACUUUGCACCAACGUCUCUUGUCCCGGGGUAUUGAAGUUUGUUUUUGCUUGACCAGGAUUUAACCGCCACUAGAAGAAAAACAAGAAAAACCAGUGUUAGUGAUUGGAAAAAUUGUACAUGAAGACAUUUUACUGUAAUAUUCAGUAUGAAUCUUAAGAACUACUCCCUAAAAUACAGUGAUUGUGUAUCAGUACCACAUGCUAGUGUUUUACCAUUGUAACACCAUUUUCUUUCAAAAACAGACAAUCCAACUUCUGCACUUUCGGAUACUGUAUAUUCUGACUAUUAUGACAACAGCCUGAAUUAAUGGUAUUUGAAUGUUUUAUCCUAUUGUGUAAAAAAUAAAAUCACAAAUGCUA